Molecule: messenger RNA, 1710 nt
Organism: Annulohypoxylon truncatum
Lineage: Eukaryota; Fungi; Ascomycota; Sordariomycetes; Xylariales; Hypoxylaceae
Product: alpha/beta-hydrolase
Exons: 3
Coding region: 190-1590 (466 amino acids)
Biological process (GO): proteolysis
Molecular function (GO): peptidase activity
Source: RefSeq, a predicted model, not a curated record
GGAAGACUCAAACUUAUCCUUGAUUCAAUAUUUAUAAGUCUAUAUCAUGUCUAUCUAGGUAUCUAAAAGAUCUAUUGAAUAUAAGAUAUUCAAUGUUGCGGUACCGGGCGCUUCACUCUCAUAAUAAAUAAAGCCCAAUUGUAGCAAAAGUAACUCUAUAAAGAGCCCCUGUCUCAUUACGGCUUAAUUAUGGCACCAGUCACUGCCCGUCUUGUUUCUGAAAGCAAGCCGUAUCUCGUUCCAGGCAAAGUACUUGUAAAAGAGCUAUGGUUUGAGGUCCCACUCGACCACUCCGAUCCAAAUUCGAAACCCAUUAGACUCUUUGGAAGAAGUGGCGUCAAAUAUGCGCGGCCUAUCGUUGAGCCAGCUGAGGUCGAGCAAAGACCCUAUAUUGUGUUCCUCCAAGGUGGCCCUGGCUUUGGCACGGCUUCACCUCAGGACUCCCCCAUAUCAUCCUACUUCCUCGAAAGGGGCUACGAGAUGCUCUUCUUAGACCAGCGUGGCACCGGGCUCAGCAGCACUAUCUCUGCCAACACGCUCGAGCUUGUCGGCGGUCCUCAGGAGCAAGCCGACUACCUCAAGUUCUUCAGAGCCGAUACCCUUGUCAAGGACUUCGAAGCCGUUCGUCUCUGCCUAACUAAGGACUACCCGCCCGAGAAGAAGAAAUGGUCCACCUUCGGCCAAUCUUUCGGCGGCAUGAUGAGCUUGACCUACCUCUCUUUCGCGCCGGAAGGCCUCCGGGAAUCCUUCAUCACAGGUGGACUCGCUGCAUUAGAUAAAGGUCCUACGGAUGUGUAUACGGCUACCUACAAAAGGUGUAUAGAACGAAACAACGCCUACUACAAGAAGUUCCCGGAAGACGUCGCCACGGUGAAAUGGAUUGCGGAGAAAAUCCAGGAGCUUGGCGGCGAGAAGGGAAUCCCUUUACCUACUGGUGGUUUCCUCACAGUCCAACGGUUUAUGACAGUUGGUCUCAAGUUUGGCGCUCACGGGGGUAUCGACAGGGUUCACAAUUACAUAGUAAGGAUGAAGGGGGACCUAGAUCAGUUCGGCAUGUUCACCCGCUACACCUUGAAUGAGCUGGAUCAAGACGGCGACUGGGACAUCGCCCCGAUCUACACUCUACUACACGAGCCGUGCUGGUGCUUCGGCCCAGGCGUGGCCGGAAAAUGGGCCGCAGAGCGGAUCGGCCAGAGCUUAGAGGAGUACCCGUGGCUUCGGAAGGACUGGGCGGGACCCGCGAGCCUGGGCGACAAGCCGCUGUACUUCUCUGGCGAGAUGAUCUACCCGUUCCUUUUCGACACGUGCUCCGAGCUCAUGAAGCUGAAAAAAACAGCCCAGAUCCUUGCCGAGUACGACGGGUGGGCGCCGCUGUAUGACAUAGCGCAGCUGGCGAAGAACGAGGUCCCCGUUUACGCGGCGUGCUACAACGACAUGUACGUCGACCCCGACAUGGCGAGGGUUACGGCUUCGAGGGUCAAGGGGAUCAAGGUAUUCGAGACGAACGUCUUGUAUCAUAACGGCAUACGCGCGCGCCCGGAAGAGGUGAUCCCGCAACUGCUCAAGUUGCGCGACGACACCAUAGAUUAAAGCAGUCUAUAACUCGUGGUAUUCAUAGAUAUCAAGCUAGCUUUUUAAAUCAGCCCGUAGAAAGAGAGAACCGUAGCAAUUCGUUAAUGGGAUAUGAAACGCCACCCCCAAAGUCCGCUA